This is a messenger RNA of Chelonoidis abingdonii (Abingdon island giant tortoise), 1634 nucleotides long. RefSeq names its product cell growth regulator with ring finger domain 1 (gene CGRRF1). Gene Ontology annotation, biological process: negative regulation of cell growth. Lineage: Eukaryota; Metazoa; Chordata; Testudines; Testudinidae. The record is from RefSeq and is a predicted model, not a curated record.
CGUGCACAUGCGCAGUAAGGCUUCAGCUGUCGGAGUUGGAAGGAGCGCGGCCGGUUCGGAGGCCGGGCGGCUGGUUCCGCUGGCAGCUUCCUCCCCUCCCCCCGUACUGGGGAGGCCGCGGAGCCCCAUGGCCGCCGUGUUCCUGGUGACGCUCUACGAAUACUCCCCGCUCUUCUACAUCGCUGUGGUGUUUGUCUGUUUCCUGGUUACCAGCGGCCUGGUGCUGGGCUGGUUUGGUCGGGAUGUUCCUGUGAUCCUGCGAAAUUCAGAAGAAAUAGAAUCCAGCGUAAGAGUAUCCAAAAAGCAGAUGAGACAAGUGAAGAAUCCUUUUGGCUUAGAAAUUCCGCAUCCUGCUGCAGUUUCCAUAACAAGGGGCAUAACACUGACACCUGAUUGUCUGGAAGACUGUAUCCUUACAUGCUACUGGGGGUGCAGUGUUCAAAAACUACACGAAGCUUUGCAGAAACACGUCUAUUGCUUCAGAAUAAAGACUCCACAGGCACUAGAAGAUGCUCUCUACGGCGAAUACGUGUAUCGACAGCAGUAUUUCAUUAAAAAAACUGACACGAAAGAAAAAUACUGUCAGUUGCCAGAAGAUGCUCAAAUUGCAGGCUUUGGCCCAGUGCCUAGAUCUCGUUACCCACUGGUAGCUUUGUUGACUUUAGCUGACGAAGACGACAGAGAAAUAUACGACAUUAUUUCAAUGGUAUCCGUAAUUCAUAUUCCCGAUGAGAGUUACAGACUUUCCUGCAGAAUAUUAUAUCAGUAUCUGCUUCUGGCCCAAGGUCAAUUUCAUGACCUUAAGCAACUCUUCAUGUCUGCAAGCAACAGUGUCCCACCCUUGAGCAAUGCCUCUGGAGAGAGCAGCACUGACAAAAGCUUGCUGGAAAAGGUUGGACUGGCCGAAGUUGAAUCAGACUUACAUGAUGAAAACAGUAAAGACUGUGUCGUCUGCCAAAAUGGAACAGUGAACUGGGUCCUCCUGCCCUGCAGGCAUACGUGUCUGUGUGAUGGGUGUGUGAAAUAUUUUCAACAGUGUCCAAUGUGUAGGCAGUUUGUUCAAGAAUCUUUUCCACUUUGCAGUAAAAAGGAGCAAGAUCAAGAUGAACCUGAACACAUUUUCCAGGAUGCUCCCCACAGAGCAGACUUUUAGUGGAAAGCCAAGAAUUAUCAAGUUGUACUCUCAAAUGCGUGAUGUAAAACCUAAAGCAUUUUCUGUCCAUGGGAGGAUCUGCAGUGUAACUUUAUGGUUUUGCUGUUAGGUACUAGACCAAUUUAAGCAUACUUUUCAUGUCCACACUGCAUACAGUUACUGGAAUGCUGCAUAUGCACUGGUAAUAUGGACAGAAGAAGUGUGUAGGAGUAUGAAGAAUGAGUUUUUUGAUAACUGUCCACUGGAUGUUCGUGAAGUAUUAGAGAUUACUUUGACAAGUAGAUUUAGGUGAGCUAAACAUUAAAAAGAAAAGAACAAAGGCUUACAUACAACUGAAAUUGAAAAGUACUUUUCCUAUAUGUAUAGGUUUUUAAAUGUGAAGUUAGAAAAAAAAUAUAAUUGUAAUCCUGUAUAAUUUAGAUAUUUAGCACUUUAAAGAAUGAGAAAUGAAGGAAACCAAAUAUUUAAGAAUCUGUUCUUA